AUGGAGCUCCAUAGCGAAACUUUCUGCGAUCUAUCUGAACUCUAUACGAUUAAAGAUUCUAAUUACGAAUCUAGUAAAAAUGAGGGCAUCAGUUUUAUGGAAGAACUCGAAGAAUUCAUACAAAUACCUUCAAGUUUACUGAACAAGGAGACGAGAAAGAACGUAGAACGAAAACCUGAAAUUGACGAUGACGAUAAAGCACUCUCGGAUAUUCUUGAUUUUGUAGUGGAAAUGGAAGAGCUGGCCGAGAAAAGACGUUCACUACGGCAACCAGAACAAUUUCAGGUGCAACAUAAUGCACCCGGUACAGUACAGUACUACAGACCACCCAUGCAAGAUAUGAAAAGGUUGGGAUCUGGAAAGAAGAAGACCCAUCAGUGUGUGAGUUGUGAUCUUUGGUUCACCAGUGAAGGUUUCUUGCAGAGGCAUUUGAAAUCUACCGUCCAUAAGAACAGGUCCUAUUGUAGAAGGUCUAAGAUGGUCUCCCAAGAAUCUAAUUGCGAAUCUAGUAAAAAUGAGGGCAUCAGUUUUAUGGAAGAACUCGAAGAAUUCAUACAAAUACCUUCAAGUUUACUGAACAAGGAGACGAGAAAGAACGUAGAACGAAAACCUGAAAUUGACGAUGACGAUAAAGCACUCUCGGAUAUUCUUGAUUUUGUAGUGGAAAUGGAAGAGCUGGCCGAGAAAAGACGUUCACUACGGCAACCAAAACAAUUUCAGGUGCAACAUAAUGCACCCGGUACAGUACAGUACUACAGACCACCCAUGCAAGAUAUGAAAAGGUUGGGAUCUGGAAAGAAGAAGACCCAUCAGUGUGUGAGUUGUGAUCUUUGGUUCACCAGUGAAGGUUUCUUGCAGAGGCAUUUGAAAUCUACCGUCCAUAAGAACAGGUCCUAUUGUAGAAGGUCUAAGAUGGUCUCCCAAGAAUCUAAUUGCGAAUCUAGUAAAAAUGAGGGCAUCAGUUUUAUGGAAGAACUCGAAGAAUUCAUACAAAUACCUUCAAGUUUACUGAACAAGGAGACGAGAAAGAACGUAGAACGAAAACCUGAAAUUGACGAUGACGAUAAAGCACUCUCGGAUAUUCUUGAUUUUGUAGUGGAAAUGGAAGAGCUGGCCGAGAAAAGACGUUCACUACGGCAACCAGAACAAUUUCAGGUGCAACAUAAUGCACCCGGUACAGUACAGUACUACAGACCACCCAUGCAAGAUAUGAAAAGGUUGGGAUCUGGAAAGAAGAAGACCCAUCAGUGUGUGAGUUGUGAUCUUUGGUUCACCAGUGAAGGUUUCUUGCAGAGGCAUUUGAAAUCUACCGUCCAUAAGAACAGGUCCUAUUGUAGAAGGUCUAAGAUGGUCUCCCAAGGUCUAGACUCUAGGACCAAACAUGAAAGACAACGGCUUACUUAG
Brassicogethes aeneus is the source of this 1404-nucleotide messenger RNA. Lineage: Eukaryota; Metazoa; Arthropoda; Insecta; Coleoptera; Nitidulidae. The record is from the annotation of a GenBank genome assembly.